Brassica oleracea var. oleracea is the source of this 429-nucleotide messenger RNA. RefSeq lists its product as uncharacterized. Gene Ontology annotation, molecular function: RNA-DNA hybrid ribonuclease activity; nucleic acid binding. NCBI's taxonomy places the organism in Eukaryota, Viridiplantae, Streptophyta, Magnoliopsida, Brassicales, Brassicaceae. Bases 1 to 429 code for a protein of 142 amino acids. The record is from RefSeq and is a predicted model, not a curated record. The transcript is spliced from 3 exons.
AUGGUGUCUCUACUCUUUGUGGAGGUUUCCUGGCUGAGAAGGCGGUCUUUACCUGCGUGGUCUAGUGGUGUCAAUGAAGGUGUUAAGACAAGGGAGGAAGGGAUCUUAGUCGCUGAUGAAUGUGAAGCUUUGAUAUGGGCGAUGGAGUGCAUGAAGACCCUACAUAUCUCAAAGGUGGUGUUUGCAACAGACUGCUCACAGUUGGUGAAGAUGGUGUCUACUCCAACAGAAUGGCCGGCGUUCACUACUCACAUGGAGGAGUUUCUACGAUGUAAGGAAUGCUUCCCCACUUUCACUAUUCAGCAUAUUCCAAGGGCACAAAACACAAUGGCGGAUAAGCUAGCACGAGGUGUUAGGACUCAGCCUUCUGCUAUCGUAUAUGUUGACUCCGUUUCUCCGAAAUGGUUAUCGGCUCAGGAAUCUACUUAG